Necator americanus (New World hookworm) is the source of this 1137-nucleotide messenger RNA. RefSeq lists its product as uncharacterized. The record is from RefSeq and is a predicted model, not a curated record. The transcript has 12 exons. Lineage: Eukaryota; Metazoa; Nematoda; Chromadorea; Rhabditida; Ancylostomatidae. Gene Ontology annotation, biological process: mRNA splicing, via spliceosome. Gene Ontology annotation, cellular component: U2 snRNP; precatalytic spliceosome; catalytic step 2 spliceosome. Gene Ontology annotation, molecular function: RNA binding. The coding region runs from base 1 to 1137 and encodes 378 amino acids.
AUGCCAUGGCGUCGGUUUGGUGCGCCAGAGUCUCAACGCGGUAAAAUUGGGGCAGGUAUUGACUCAAUUGCAGUUUCCUCACUGCUGCUGGGGCCAACACCGUCGUUGAUGAAUCCCAUCACCAAUAUCAAAAGUCAGAACAAACUGAAUGAAGACGAGUUGAAGUUGGGUAUUUCUGGAGACUCGAGCAAGUCUUGGCAUCAGAAGUACAAAGAUUCUGCAUGGAUUUAUAUUGGAGGGUUGCCUUAUGAACUUACGGAAGGAGACAUCAUCACAGUCUUUUCUCAGUAUGGCGAAGUAGUGAAUAUAAACUUGAUGCGUCAUGGAAGCAGUGGGAAGUCGAGAGGGUUCUGUUUCCUUUGUUAUCAAGAUCAACGAAGUACAAUUCUUGCUGUUGAUAAUUUGAAUGGCAUAAACCUGUUAAGACGGAUGAUUCGCGUUGACCACGUAGAGCAGUAUAAAUUGCCAAAAUAUAAGGAGAGUGCUGAUACGGAAACGAAAAGAUUAUGGGAAGAGGGUUGUGCUCCGAAACCUCUUUGCAUGACUCACCAACGAAGGAAAAUUUCGGAUAAGGAGCAAAGUAUGAAUAAAAAGAAAGAAAAGGUGGUGUCGCUAAAGGAGAUCACCGAAUUAAACGACUUGAUGUGUACAAUUGAAGCAGACCGCAGGGAGAAGAAAAUGGAAAGGAAAAGGGCUAAAGCAGAUAAGAAGAAAUUAAAUAAAAUAAUAAAAGAUGAGAAACAUGCGCUUGAGGCUGACUGGAAAGAACAAGCUAAACUACUGGACAAAUCUGUUGAAUAUGGUGAGAUUUAUGAGUAUAACAAACACUUCAACUUCAACUUCGGUAAGAAGAAUGAAAGUGUUGAGGGACCCAGUCAUAACCCACGCCCUGAUUUUGAACAGGCUGACUGGCGCGACAUUGAAAUUUGGAAGAACACUAUGUUUCAAAAAGAUAUCGGUAGUACCAAAAAGCAUUCCACUUCUCCUUAUUUCUGGUCGUCGUUGCUAAUUAUAACUAGGAGCAGUGCAGGCGAUCGCAUCUGCUGCCCUUCCAUCAUUCUCUUCAGGCUGCACACGUGUUUUGGCCACUUUGUCUUGCUGGGUCAUAGUGGGACGGCCGUUACGAAAACAAGUUAG